CUCCUUUUCGUGCAUCGCAUGAAUCAUUCCUCGUCGCCUUGGAAAUGCCGCAUCUGGUCUGGAUGCACCCCCUGGAGCCGCCAUGCUCUCGGAGACUGAGACUGACCAUGCCGACGCCGGCGAUCUCACAGCCGACGUAACUUCCCCCGCAAGGGACUCGGUGGAUCGCGAGCAAGACCCGAAUCAUCACGCCAGUGGAGACCGAGCCGAACAGGGUGCCGGCGCUGGCCAGGUUCAAUGUACUGUCUGUAGCAGCACUUUUCGACGUCCGGAACAUUUGAAGCGGCAUUUGCGCAGUCAUACCAAAGAAAAACCAUUCGAGUGCGCACAGUGUGGACGCCAUUUCUCCAGAACCGACACCUUGCAUCGACAUGAAUUGAGUCACCAUACUCCCGGGGGUGAGGGAGGCAAAGAUCGCCCGCAUCGUAUCACCGUCAAAACGUUCAGGGCUUGCUUUAGCUGCGCGACAGCCCGGGUUCGAUGUAGUGGGGGCAUGCCAUGCGGCCGAUGUGAUACUCGCUCGCUCGAAUGUCAAUAUCCGACGGAGAGACGGUCCAAAGCUAGACUCCGCAAUGGAAGUUUGAAAGGACCCUCGACUCUCCACCUGGAGACACUGGAAGUAGAACCUCAGUCGCCUCGAAACCAGUCUCCUCGGCCCAGUGGAAAUAAUGCGGCUGCCACCCACAUGAACAAUGAUAUUCCCUCCCACCAACUGGGACAAUUUUCGAUUAAUGGAAUGAACAAUACUCCGACAUCACCCAAGGCAUCAAUACACCCCUUUCCGAGCCCAUCGAACCCUCGUUCAGAGAAGAAUUCAUCAGAUGGGCGGGGCUCUGUUGCAGGCCCUUCGAAUCCUCAACUUUAUACUCCAUCUGCUAAUCCAGCUGCCGAUGCUCCCACCUUACCACCGAGUGUGUAUCCGAAUGGAGAGUACAAUCCAGGUUAUGGCGAACUUCCAGAUUCCGGUAUGCUCCCCGUGGGCACCACGGCUAAUCUCGUACAUGAAAUGAGAGACGUGGAGACAGGAAUGGCUGGCCCAGGUGUGGGUAUGGAUAUAGACAUGACGGGAAACCCAGAGAUGGCAUUAGGUUUCGACCCUUCAAUCUUUGAUCCAUCGAUGCUAUCUACGAUCAAUUGGCUGCCCAACGAGUUCUUCGCCGGUCCAUCAAGCGACCAAUCCCAAUCUUCGAGGGCCCCGCAGCAUUUCCCUCAAGGUGCUCUCCCGGAUAAUUAUGCAGCGCGAUUCACUUGGCAGCCUUCGGUGAUCAACGCUGACAACAUAAGCCCCUCGGUCCCUGAAAACAACACCCAUACUCCCUCCGGCCCUCUUUCUCUGGGUACUGAUAUGGGAAGUCCCAGGCGAUACUCCCAUGUCGGUAGCGAAGCAUCACCGCACGCGGAAUCAGUCGACUCUGCCAAGCGUUCAGCCGACUUCUACGUCGAUGGCGGUGGUGCAAGGCUUCCAAGAUACAGGAAGAAACAAACGCCCUGGUCUACCUCCUCAAUCGACCUACCAGCUACCACGGGGCAAGCGUUUUCCGAAAACAACACACGUCGAUUCGGCUUCCCGGGUGUGCAGGAGGUCUACAUGGAGAACAUCCCCGAGGAAGUGCUCCAUUCGAUUCGACCCCUCGAAGCUGCAACCUACGACGAACUUUAUCGCAAUUUCCUCUUACUCUGCCGCAAUGAUAAUCCGUUCUUUGAGAUGUUCGAGACCGAAAACUUCCCCAGGCCGGAAGAAUGCACCCGGUACCUUGCCUGCUACUUGGAUUCAUUCCAAGCGGUAUAUCCUAUUUUCCAUGUCUCCACGUUCGACGUGAAUCAAUGCCACUGGGUCUUGGCGUUGGCUAUUCUCGCCAUUGGGUGCCACAGCUCUAGUAUUCAUGAUGCCGAUCAGUGCACAGCCGCCUUCCACGAGAUGCUCCGCCGGGCCAUACAUGUCGAGAAAGCAAAGCGCCACGCUGGACCUACUCCCUUGGGCCUACUCCAGGCCAUGCUGCUCAACUGUAUCGGACUAUUCCAUAGUGGCAUUGAAAAAGACAAGCUAUCUGCCUUGAGCGCUUUCAAAGAACUUGUGAGACUGGUAGAAGAUAAGAAACUACUGGCUGCAUCAAAGCCAUUGAAGGAGUCAGGCAGGAUUUCCGGAGAAGUCCUAUGGCAAAAAUGGAUUGAUGAUGAGACUCGGAAACGGACCGGCUACUGUGUUUGGCUUUUGGACUGCACGCUUGCUUAUUAUCUUGACGAGCGGCCGCUUCUGUCCUUAGAUGACGGGCAAGCUGCGUUGCCCGCUCAUGAAAAACUUUGGCAGUCGAACUCGAUGGAAGAUUGGAAGCAGUUGUGGGACCAAUCUAGUAUGAAUGAAUCGCUUUAUGAUUCAGUCCAUAUCCUAUACAUCGAGAAGAGACUUGUCUCUGGUAUUGGCGAAUUCAGCCAUAUCCUUCUCAUUCACGCUUUGUAUCAUCGAAUGUGGGAAGUAGGUGACUACUUCCGCCGACCACUAUCAUUCUGGAACCCAACUGCAAAGAAGCAGUCUCGGGAGACUGCAAUUCCCACGGGGUCCGUUUGGCUCCCUGGAAUCCCAUCGUACUCCAAAUGGCGCAACAGUGCUUGCGAUUGCUUAGACAUCCUCCACUGGACCGCUAACAGCACCGUCGCCAAAGCCGCCGGACUGGAACAUCCCACUGUUCUGCAUCUCCAUGUGGCUCGGCUCGUCUUGCUAGCACCCUUCCGGGAAAUUCGCGCGCUUGCGACAUCUCUUGUUACGGACAAGCUACGAUGGAGCAAGAGACAUCAAGCUAUCGAAUGGCAGUAUAUAUGGCGCUGGAUCAAACAUGAUCAAUACAAAGCUCGACUAUCGAUUAUUCAUGCUGGAGUAACCCUCUGGCACGUCAGACGGUACUCCACGAAUGCAUUUCAUGAGCCGGUUGCUGCAUUCCUCGCAGUUCUAACCCUCUGGGCCUACGGGUCAUGUCAUGGUACAUCCCAGGACUCAAGUCCACAAAAUCAAGCCUCUCGCAAUGAGCCCCUGCAAGAGCCGAGUUUUAUUCAUCUAGACCGGCCAUGUGACGAUGAGCUUGUGCAACUCUUCGUUCGUGAAGGCCACUCUAUGAGGGGGAAUGUCACAGGCGUAGGAGAUAUUUGCGCGCCAGAGGGUCCAGAGAGAAUUUUACGCGUUGGCUGUGAGACUCUUUCUGGUUUGAGCGCUUGGGGUCAGUCGAAGAGGUUUGUGUCUAUCUUGACUCGUCUGGCUGAUCUUGUGUCAAGGGGCUCGGAAGGGGAGCAGAGCCGCAAUGCGAAUACGGAGGGGUGCUGAGAAAUCCCUUUGCUUGUUGAAGAUCAUCCUCAAAUACCCCACAUUUAAAUUUAGAUGUACAAUAGUUUCCAAUUCAUAUCUGCAC
This is a messenger RNA of Penicillium subrubescens, 3398 nucleotides long. RefSeq lists its product as uncharacterized. Gene Ontology annotation, molecular function: DNA-binding transcription factor activity, RNA polymerase II-specific; DNA binding; zinc ion binding. Gene Ontology annotation, biological process: regulation of DNA-templated transcription; DNA-templated transcription. Lineage: Eukaryota; Fungi; Ascomycota; Eurotiomycetes; Eurotiales; Aspergillaceae. The transcript has 5 exons. Bases 83 to 3313 code for a protein of 1076 amino acids. The record is from RefSeq and is a predicted model, not a curated record.